GGGCGCGCGGGCCUGCCUCAUUUUCGCCUGGCAGGUCAGCCGCUGUGUUUCAGACUGGAGCCGUUGGCUGCUACUGAACCGUUUGGCUCUUUUCUCUACCAGCGAGCAAACCUACAAUCUAGACCCAACUGUCCUUCCAGCUCGUUUUAAGGGGAUUUAUCAUCAUAUGAGCCCGUGUAUCCAAAACACAUCGGUCAUUGGGGAUUGCUAGCACCGGUUGGCCGGGUCCGAAGGCCGUUAUAACGCUUUUUUUUAGGUUUAAUUAGAGCUAGAAAACAACGGUGGAGGAGGAGAUUCCUCACUAGAGACAGAGGAGAAGGCACCCCCCCUGAGUGAACUGCAGCUUUAGGUUCUGAGCCCAUGGUACAAGGCCCCGACUGAACAUACUGGUGGGGCAUACAGACCUACUACUGUGGCGAGGUGUGUGUGUGCUGACCUCAUGGUGUAACAGAAGUAAAGAUGAGCAUUAGCAGUGAUGAGGUCAACUUCCUGGUCUACAGAUACCUACAGGAGUCAGGGUUCUCCCACUCAGCGUUUACCUUUGGUAUAGAGAGUCACAUCAGCCAAUCCAACAUCAAUGGUGCUCUGGUUCCCCCUGCUGCCCUCAUCAGCAUCAUCCAGAAGGGCCUGCAGUACGUCGAGGCCGAAGUCAGCAUCAAUGAGGACGGCACGCUGUUUGACGGGCGGCCCAUUGAGUCUCUGUCUCUGAUCGACGCUGUGAUGCCGGACGUUGUUCAGACGAGGCAGCAGGCGUACCGGGAUAAGAUGGCCCAGCAGCAGGCCGCCGCGUCAGCGCCGACAUCGGCCACCGGGGGCGGCAUCGCCGGCAACGCCAAGAACGGAGAGAAUACUGCCAACGGGGAGGAGAACGGAGCCCAUGCCUUAGCUAACAACCACGCAGACCUGAUGGAGGUGGACGGAGAUGUGGAGAUCCCUCAGAACAAGGCCAUGGUCUUGAGGGGCCACGAGUCCGAGGUCUUCAUCUGUGCCUGGAACCCAGUCAGCGAUCUGCUGGCGUCGGGGUCAGGUGACUCGACGGCUCGUAUCUGGAACCUGAGCGAAAACAGCACCAGCAGCUCCACACAGCUGGUCCUGAGACACUGCAUACGAGAGGGGGGGCAGGACGUCCCCAGCAACAAAGACGUCACCUCGCUGGACUGGAAUAGCGAAGGUACGCUGUUGGCGACGGGCUCCUAUGACGGCUUCGCCAGAAUAUGGACGAAGGAUGGGAACCUGGCCAGUACACUUGGCCAGCACAAAGGUCCCAUCUUUGCCCUUAAGUGGAACAAAAAGGGCAAUUUUAUCCUCAGUGCAGGAGUAGACAAGACAACAAUCAUAUGGGAUGCCCAUACAGGAGAAGCCAAACAACAGUUUCCCUUCCAUUCAGCUCCGGCACUAGACGUUGAUUGGCAGAGCAACAACACGUUUGCCUCCUGCAGUACGGACAUGUGCAUCCACGUCUGUAAGCUGGGACAGGACCGACCCAUCAAAACAUUCCAGGGACACACGAACGAAGUCAAUGCAAUCAAGUGGGAUCCCACAGGGAACCUGCUGGCCUCCUGCUCGGACGACAUGACGUUGAAGAUUUGGAGUAUGAAGCAGGACUCGUGUGUCCACGACCUGCAGGCCCACAGUAAAGAAAUCUACACCAUCAAAUGGAGUCCCACCGGCCCAGGAACCAACAAUCCGAGCGCUAACCUCAUGCUGGCUAGUGCGUCCUUUGACUCCACGGUUCGUCUUUGGGAUGUGGAGAGAGGCAUCUGCAUCCACACGCUGACUAAACACCAGGAGCCCGUCUACAGCGUGGCUUUCAGCCCCGAUGGUCGGCAUCUGGCCAGUGGCUCCUUCGACAAAUGUGUGCACAUCUGGAAUACACAGACGGGCGCGUUAGUCCACAGUUACAGAGGGACGGGGGGGAUCUUUGAGGUUUGCUGGAACGCAGCGGGGGACAAAGUGGGAGCCAGCGCAUCAGAUGGAUCUGUGUGUGUACUAGACCUCCGGAAAUAGUGUUGCUGUUUGUUGGAAGCCAUGGACCGACCAUGAAUGUGUACAUAGCCAAAUGACUGUCCCUGCCUGCCCUGCGUACUGCUCUCGCUCACGACUAUGGCCCCGCCCACCGACAGACAGGAAGCAGGAAACGGGAACAGGAAGCAAGCACCCGACACAGCAGGUCCAGACCCGGGAUGAACGGACAGACGGACGGAGUAACGGGCGGAUGGACGCGCCCCUCUCCAUCUGUGCAGACUCUUACAGAGAUGCAGAAGGGACGCAGUGAAAAAACAAGAAAAAAACCCUCAUAAGACAAAAAAAAAGUUACAGAUCCGUAUAUGUACCAAAAUUUGGAAGCUAUUUUGCUUUUUUGAUCUUUAAACCAUACUCAUGUGUCAUCAAAAUGAAAAACAAUGAAAAAAGUGUUGACCUUUGUUACUAGUUGGAGCUCAUUGUGAAGACAUAUCAACUUCUCCACCAUAAAAUAGGACGGCACUUAGUUUUUUUUUUUUUAAUUUCCGAUCUCUUGUUUCAAUGUUUUUAUAUUUUUUAUCUUUGGGGGGGGGGGCAGGUCAAGUCAGAGAUUUGUUAAUUGGAGAAGAACAUGCAUAUGAACGCACUCGGACAGUUCUCAGAAACCGUGUCCUCGUUGUGACUUCAUAGAUCCGGUUGACCUCAAAGCGGAGUGGUUGUUCUCCAGAGGAUCAGCUGUGCACAUGUUUUUACCCACAGUGCUCCUCUCUGCACCUUCGGCCGUAGCAGCUACUUGUGUGAUGGAGAACGUUUCAAUUGGCAGGAGGCUAAAUGUUCGGUUUUAUUCAGGCAACAGUCGUCGGGUCCCGUCUGCGAUGACACGCUGUCCUCAGCCAGUAGGAUUCCAGCAUUCUUUUUAUUUACAUUUUAUUUGGGUUCAAGACUUGAAACGAGUCUAAUUGGAUUCCCGCCCAAAACUUCUGGAGCGUUGCUCCCCGUUUAGUUCACGCGGGUGCUCUGGAGGCACCGCGGGUCCCAGGCAGAUGGGCGGAGCCAAAGACGCGGAUGAUGUCACCGGCCGGGAAGCUUUUCAUCAUGUGGGAUAUUUGUAUGUAAACAAGUGAAACCAAAUACAGUUUGUGGUCCCUUUUUGAUAGAAUGUGAAUCACUACGGUUAAAGUUAAAGGUUUAUUAUUGUCAUUCGGCAUUUUAACUGAUCAGCUGGACUCUGGUUAAGAUCAUUAACGGUUCCACUCACUCUGACUUUUUGUAAAUGGUCACUAACUUUUGGGUUGGUGCGAAAAGACGCGUCAUUCCUUACACCGCUGACAUCUUUCAAAUGAUAUUUCGAUGAAUAUUAAGUCAUCACCUCUCCGGGUCUCUGUUGCUCCGCCCCGGUCAAACCCUGACGUAGUGACUCCAGAGCAGCUCCGCCUCCAAAACUACCUGAAGAGUUUCUAUAACCCCCACAUUCCCCCGGAUGGAAGAGAGGGCUUCAGUGUCCCCUGCGGCUGCCUUUAUUUAAAAAGAGGAAGAGACAUGACGUUCUGUAUGGUUCCCCUUUCCUCUCUAUGCUUUGAUAACGAAGCCCCCCCCCCCCACACACACACACACCUCCCCCCCAGUCGAGUCUACUGGCUGAUUGCUGGCACGAGGUUGCUGUUCAGAGUCGAGCGCAAAAGCAGAUCCAAACAUUAAAGCAAUAUGUGGACAUUUUAUUCUUUGUCUGUUUUUAUUACCAGCUUCUUGUGAUAUCGUGGACGACUACGCUGCAUUCAUGAAGGACACGGACGAGUCACAGAUAAACUCCAAUAAAGUGGUUCAUCCACAGCACGACAGUCCCAGUCCCAAAAUCCCAAACCGUUUAUUUAAUGCAUUUAACUCCUGAGCCCCCAUCACCUCCAUCGCUGUCACUUCUUCACCUUCAACAUUCUGCUCACAAUUGACUGAUGAGAUUGAUGAGACAUUUUAUACUCUUUUAAACGCAAAUUAAAGUUACAUUUUUGUAAUUUCUUUGUAGAUUUGAAAAGAAAACUGUAAAUUGAUGAUUUGUUGGCAGUGUUGCUUUCUGUGUUCUCUCCAUCUUGUUCCAUUACUUUGAUGCUUUUGUGAGUAGUAAAGGUUAAAGGUCACUGAAGGCCCCAGGACAAAACUACCACUACAUUUUCUUUAAUAAAAACAUUAUUAAUGAACAUUUUCACUUAAAUCUUUAGUCUUUUGGGGAAACUGACUCUGUAUUACAUUUAUAAGAUUUUUUUGAUUCAUCUGCUUCCCUUUUUGUCAUCGCUUUAGUUUCUCUGGAAUCCGAUUUAAUGCCAUUUAAAUUUGCGCAGUCCGAUAUCGGGAGCCCAGAAAAGGAUUCUGUGCGUGACUCGUCACAGGAGCAUCGUCUGCGUGGUCACGCUGAGGUUAGUGAAAUCCUCCAUCAGGCCGAGAACAUUAAGCUUCCAUUUAGGCCAACUGGUUACCAGAAAUAGGUGAUUUGUUAUUGGCUGCUUGGUGCCCAACGCGCUCGCUGGUCACUUGAGGACUCUAAAAUAUAAAUGCGUAAAAUACACCUUUUUCAACAAUUUAUUCUCUGGUGAUAUUUGACGAGCCCGGAGAAAAAGCCCACCCAGAGAGAUCUGCAAUUUAGGUUUGUGAUAUUUCAGAUUAAACCCAAAUAGUUGAAUCUGCCUCCAGAGCUGCUCUGCUGACGAUCAUUUGUACAACUAUUAAUCCACUUCCCUUCCUUCUGUGGUAAAUUGGGUAUUUCUACAGAGAUUUCAUGUGAGUCCUGUGCACCAUUUCCUCAUUUCUUUUUUUCUUCCCCGUAUUUAAAGCACUUGAGCCAACAAUCGUUUUUGAAAAUGUCCCGCGUGGGCCGAUGUCAUGCCAUCCGCAGGUCUGUUCCAUCUCACUUUGUCUUGGUAAGCGCGGCUGAUGUCGCUGAGUCGGCCUUUAUUUGUACAGACAUGUCAGUCGAAACAGCGUCUCCCCCCCCGGCUCUCAGAGCCAAGAUGAUUUCUUCUUUUCCUUCUGCAACUUGCAUCACAUUGGUCUGUUAUCAUUGAAGUCAGAUUGGUGAAACUAAAGUCCUGAAUAAAAUAUAUUUUGAUAAGA
Gasterosteus aculeatus aculeatus (three-spined stickleback) is the source of this 5064-nucleotide messenger RNA. RefSeq names its product F-box-like/WD repeat-containing protein TBL1XR1. Lineage: Eukaryota; Metazoa; Chordata; Actinopteri; Perciformes; Gasterosteidae. Gene Ontology annotation, molecular function: transcription corepressor activity; protein binding. The record is from RefSeq and is a predicted model, not a curated record. Gene Ontology annotation, biological process: regulation of transcription by RNA polymerase II. Gene Ontology annotation, cellular component: histone deacetylase complex.